Messenger RNA from Caenorhabditis angaria, 825 nucleotides. The record is from the annotation of a GenBank genome assembly. NCBI's taxonomy places the organism in Eukaryota, Metazoa, Nematoda, Chromadorea, Rhabditida, Rhabditidae.
AUGGCUCAAAAAGAAAAACGCUCAAUUUGGUUGGUUCGCCAUGGGGAACGUGUCGAUAAUGUAGACAAAAAAUGGAAAGAGAAGAAUCCAAACAAAUGGGAUGAUCCAGAACUAACGUAAGUUUAGAACCUCAGAAUCUGAAAAAAGAAUCUGACAGAGAAGUGAAUUUCAGAGUUCGCGGAAAAAAACAAGCUUUCGAAGUUGGUCGCUCAUUCCACAAUAUAAAUAUUGAGCGUAUUAUUUGUUCUCCUUUUAUUCGAUGUGUUGAAACUGCUGUCGAAAUUGUAGCAAUGAUGGAAAACAAACCAAAAAUUUGCAUUGAGCCUGGAUUUAUGGAGCCACUUAAUGCUUGCAUGGAUCCACCAUCAAUUCCAAGUAUGGAAACUAUCAAGUGAGAUCUUAACUUGAGUUAGUUUAAUUCUGAUUACUCAUGUUUUUGUAGAGCCUUGUCAACUCGUAUCGAUGAAGAAUACAAGCCAGUUUAUGAUAAGAUUCCUCAAGAAGUUGGAGAUCUUGGAUGUGGAGAACGUGUUGUGAAAACAUUGAAAGGUGUUACCGAAAAGUUUCCAGAGGGACAUCUUAUCAUUAUUUCUCACGGUGUUCCAAUCGCGAAUCUUCAUGUUUAUUUGAAAGGACCAUGGAAAUAUGUUGGACAGGGAACUCUUUGUGAGUUGAAACUGUAUUUCCAGGUUUCAAUUCCUUGUUUUUUCAGCAAAGAUCAAUGACAACUACGGCAAUUUUGUUCUCGAAUACUACAACAAGAAAACUCAUUUAUCGCAACCAAGUGAUUUGCACGACGACGAGAGAAUGUUCCCAAAAACUUGA